Messenger RNA from Nematolebias whitei (Rio pearlfish), 2742 nucleotides. It is a transcript of the gene ttc7b, whose product is annotated as tetratricopeptide repeat domain 7B. NCBI's taxonomy places the organism in Eukaryota, Metazoa, Chordata, Actinopteri, Cyprinodontiformes, Rivulidae. Gene Ontology annotation, molecular function: protein binding. The record is from RefSeq and is a predicted model, not a curated record. Gene Ontology annotation, cellular component: plasma membrane. The transcript is spliced from 21 exons. The coding region runs from base 75 to 2642 and encodes 855 amino acids. Gene Ontology annotation, biological process: protein localization to plasma membrane; phosphatidylinositol phosphate biosynthetic process.
UUGACGAUUGUUCUCGCUGAAGGCAGCUUCGGGUGUUUUGGUCCAGUCCAUUCCAGUCUACCUCAGUCACGAAAAUGACAGCGAGGAAGUCUGGAUCACGACUGGAAACCGAGAUAGAGCGGUGCCGCUCAGAGAGCCAGUGGGACAAGAUACCGGAGCUGGUUCGGCAGCUGUCGGCGAAGCUAAUAUCAAACGAUGACUUAGGCGAGCUACUGUUGGGGGAAUGCAAGCUCCAGACGUACUUGAAGGAGAAUCCAAUCAAACCGGGUUCGAGUCCCAGAGGUCCCCGUCCCAAACUGGUGGAGGUCAGAAAACAUCUCAUUGCUGCUCUGGACAGAGGAAACCUCAAGGCCGAUUACCUCCAGGAGGCCAGUCUGCUGAUGGCCAAACUCUGCUAUGUGGAAGGAGAAUAUAAAGAUGCUUUAGGUCACUACAACAAGGUGAAUCUGGAUGACUUGCAGCUGGUUGGAGCUCCUGUGUACAGGUUGUCCAUCAUUGCAGAGGCUUAUUCAACCAAAGGCUUGUGUCUAGAGAAGGUCCCGGCUGCCUCUCCGUCUCUGUCCAAUAAGAACACGGGGUCUCCGGCAUCUAAUCGGAGCGUAACAGAUCGAGAUCAGGAAAUCAUCACCUGCUAUGAAAAGUCUGGAGACAUUGCUUUGCUCUACCUGCAGGAAGCUGAGAAGGCGUUAUCAGCAGGGAUUCAGAACCGCAGCCCAAAGCCCGGACCAACAACACAAGACAUGGAGCUGGGCUACUUCCUGGAGACCGGCCUACAGAGGGCACACGUCAUCCACUUCAAGAACGGAAACCUGACGCAAGGCGUGGGCAGGUUUCGAGAGAUUCUUCGGGCCGUUGAGACCAGAACCACCCAGAACCUUCGCAUGACCAUAGCGCGCCAGCUGGCAGAGAUCCUGCUCAGAGGAAUGUGUGAACAGAGUUACUGGUCUCCUCUGGAGGAUCCACCAACGGUGUCACCUCUGGAUAAUCCCACACAGCAACGACACACUUACAGCAAGAGCUACAAACUGAGCCGACGCCCGCGAGUGUACUCGGGAGAAAAUUUGUUUUGCCCUCAGGAGAACACAGAGGAAGCGUUGCUGCUGCUGCUCAUCAGUGAGUCCAUGGCUAAUCGUGAUGCGGUCCUGAGCAGGAUUCCUGAGCACAACAAUGAUCGGAUCAUCAGCCUGCAGUCUGCCUCCGUGGUGUACGACCUGCUGACGAUAGCUCUGGGCAGGAGGGGGCAGUAUGAGAUGCUGUCUGAGUGUUUGGAGAGAGCCAUGAAGUUUGCCUUCGAGGAGUUCCAUUUGUGGUACCAGCUCGCCUUGUCGCUAAUGGCAGCCGGCAAAUCAGCUCGGGCCGUCAAAGUCCUCAAGGAGUGCAUCCGCCUGAAGCCUGAAGACCCAACCAUCCCGCUGCUGGCUGUCAAACUGUGUAUCGGACCUCUGCACUGGUUGGACGAAGGAGAAAACUUUGCAAAGUUGGUGAUCGACAUGGGAGAGAAGGCGGCUGAAUUCAGAGCCAAAGGCUACCUGGCCAUCGGUUUGGUUUACAGCCUCAAAGCCACCGACGCAUCGUUGCGGAGCAUGCAGGAGGAGUACCAGAGGAAAGCUUUGGGAGCCUUCCAGAGAGCUCAUAGUCUGACUCCCACUGACCAUCUCGCUGCUUUCUAUCUGGCUCUGCAGCUUGCUGUUUCCAGACAGAUCCCCGAGGCGUUAGGUUAUGUCCGACAGGCGCUGCAGCUCCAAGGAGACGACGUCCACUCCCUCCACCUGCUGGCCCUGCUUCUCUCUGCUCAGAAACAUUACCACGACGCCCUGAACAUCAUCGAGAUGGCUCUGUCCGAGUAUCCAGAGAACUUCAACCUGCUGUACACCAAGGUGAAGCUGGAGGCGAUGUGUAGAGGACCAGAAGAAGCUCUGCUCACCUGUAAACACAUGCUGCAGAUCUGGAAAAGCUUUUACAACCUAACAAACCCCAGUGAUUCGGGGCGUGGCAGCAGCCUGCUGGACAGAGCCAUCGCAGACAGACGGCAGCUCAACGCCAUGACUCUGCCGGACUUCAGUGACCCCGAGACCGGUUCUGUUCACGCCACAUCCAUCGCAGCCAGUCGAGUGGAGCAGGCUCUGUCGGAGGUCGCCUCCUCCCUGCAGAGCAGCGCCCCUAAACACGGACCCCUGCACCCCUGGAUGACGCUGGCUCAGAUCUGGCUUCACGCAGCCGAGGUGUACAUCGGCAUGUCGAAGCCCACCGAGGCCACGGCGUGCACGCAGGAAGCAGCCAACCUGUUCCCCACAUCCCACAACGUUCUGUACAUGAGGGGGCAGAUCGCCGAGCUGAAGGGCAACAUGGAUGAAGCCAAACGUUGGUACGAAGAGGCCCUGUCCAUCAACCCCACCCACGUCAAGACCAUGCAGAGGCUGGGUCUGAUUCUGCACCAGCUGCAGCGCUACAGUCUGUCUGAGAAAGUCCUGAGGGACGCCGUGCAGGUCAACAGCACGGCUCACGACGUGUGGAACAGUCUGGGCGAAGUGCUGCAGGCUCAGGGAAACGCCGCCGCCGCCACCGAGUGCUUCCUCACUGCCUUGGAGCUGGAGGCCAGCAGCCCCAUCCUGCCUUUCACCAUCAUCCCCAGAGCACUAUGAGACGCUCACACACACACCUGCACACAGACGGGUGUGCAGCCAUUUCUCUCCCUGUAAAUACUGCACAUACUGUGUGUGUUGGAACGUUUCAGUCUGUGCA